This is a messenger RNA of Scleropages formosus (Asian bonytongue), 2051 nucleotides long. RefSeq names its product ADP-ribosylation factor-like 2 binding protein (gene arl2bp). Gene Ontology annotation, biological process: maintenance of protein location in nucleus; positive regulation of tyrosine phosphorylation of STAT protein. The record is from RefSeq and is a predicted model, not a curated record. The transcript is spliced from 7 exons. Bases 224 to 775 code for a protein of 183 amino acids. Lineage: Eukaryota; Metazoa; Chordata; Actinopteri; Osteoglossiformes; Osteoglossidae. Gene Ontology annotation, cellular component: mitochondrial intermembrane space.
CUGACAUUAUGGAGUGUUUCUCUGAAUACUGAAGCACAAAAAUCUUAAACAUGUAUUACCGAUUUAAUUACUUGCUGUUUGGAAAAAUGAAACGCAGCAUGUAGGCCGGACUAAAGUUGUACCUCGUCGUGUUUCCAGUCGGACUGGUUAGCGGAUGGGACACGUGCGUCCGUUGCUGUGGUGUCGUUUGUGUGCGAAGCUAAUUGGCCACAGGUAGAAGAGGAUGUCAGCAAGAGAAAAAAAUCUGCUGGGAGGUGGAAAUAACUCUGUGGAGAUGGAGGAGCUCAAUGACGAUGAAUUCACUUUGUCCAACUGCUCUGAUGCAGACGCAGAGUUUGACAGGGUCAUUGGAAUCAUUGAGGACAUCAUCAUGGAGGAGGAGUUCCAACAGCUGCAGCAUUACUUCAUGGAGAAGUACUACAUGGAAUUCGAUGACUCGGAGGAGAACAGGCUCAGCUACACCACUAUCUUCAAUGAAUACGUUGAGCUGCUGGAGAAGCACAUUGAGCGGCAGCUGACGGAACGGAUUCCUGGCUUCCACAUGAACACCUUCACCAAUUCUCUUAUGCAGCACAAAGAUGAAAUCUCAGGAGAUGUCUUUGAUAUGCUGCUCACCUUCACCGAUUUCCUGGCCUUUAAAGAAAUGUUUGUGGAGUACAGAGCUGAAAGAGAAGGGCGUGAUGUGGACCUCAGUGCUGUACUGGUGGUGAAGUCUUUGAAUUCCUGUGCAUCCCCCUCUGCACCCUUUACCACCUUUACAUCAGGACUGCAGUGACCUGGAGAUGUCCUCGUGGAAUAUAUACGUAACAUUCAUUUGGCCAUGCACACAAAGAUGCAUAUGUGUUUGCUCAUGCAUUGACAUACCUAUGGACUGGCCCAGAAUCAUAUGUCUACAUCUUCACCAAUGUGUGUAUUUAUUUCAGAACUGAGAUUUUGAGACCACAUUUGCACAGCACUUGGAGAGGAAAAUAGAGAACAGUGUGUUCAUGCGUAAAAUCUGUAGACAUCUCCUGGGGGAAGUCUUUGCGUACUAAACUUCCUUUCCCAGCAAGUAACCUGGUUUUCCAGUCUGUCAUCUUUUUUUUUGUAAAUGUACAAUCAAAUCUUGGCUACAGUUUGAUUUUAAACCAAGUAUUGCAUGUAAAUAUAAAAGAGACUUCUAUGUAUGCAUUUACUUCCUUUGAUAGUUAAAAAUUUACCCUCAAAGUAACUCGUUUUAAACAUUAGUAUAAAUGUUUUAAUAUUUGAUUGCUAGUUUGUCUCAGGUGAAACAGGAGACCAAUCCAUGGUCUCUGUACACCUAAUAUAUUGCUUACCUGAAGUACUGGAGUUAUUGCGCAUGUCCAGUGUGCAAAGAGGGAGAAAUUAUUCUUUUCAUAUCAAUGUUGUUGAACACUUGUAUGUGAGUGAGUUAUGAAGCUGAACUGGCUGUUUUCAUACACUACUCCUUUAGUGGUUUUGCGUCCACAAAGGGACAAUAUUACAGAGGUGCUGUAUGUACAAUAGGCAGUAGAUUUGAGUGAAGCUGAAGAGCAUGAAAUGAAUCACAACUGUUGUGCGCUACUGACAGUCCCUCCAGGACAGCUGGAACUUGCAAGUUCUUUACAACCAGUUUAUGAAAAUGCUGUCUGUGGAAGGAUCUGUGCUCAUACUCAGUAACCUGUGUUGCCUAGCAUGUUUAGUUUUGUCAGUAAAACACCUUUUAAUGAGAGUUGCAUCUCCCCUGUCUUUUUAAAAUAUGGCUCUAUUUGUAAUAGCCUUCUUAAUCUGUGUACUUUAUAAAUACUGAAACAUUAAUUCCAUACAGUAGUUUGCCACUUUUGAAAUAAGUACAUAAAAUACACAGACUACAUUACAUUGAAUUCCUGUCAAUCUGACCUGCAGUUCAUUAUUUCAAUAAAAUUGUUUAGGGGUAAGGGCUGUGCCAUCUUGUUGCCAUUGCAGUUUUCCUGAACAUCAGGACCAGCUGCGCAUCAUCACCUUACAUCUAACCCUUGCAACCAGGAACUUUAAUUGAGGAAGAUCUACAAUGUACAAAUUACCAUGGUGUC